Messenger RNA from Argentina anserina (silverweed cinquefoil), 2274 nucleotides. RefSeq names its product PHD finger protein MALE MEIOCYTE DEATH 1. Lineage: Eukaryota; Viridiplantae; Streptophyta; Magnoliopsida; Rosales; Rosaceae. The transcript has 3 exons. The record is from RefSeq and is a predicted model, not a curated record. The coding region runs from base 46 to 2097 and encodes 683 amino acids.
CUUCUUCUUCUUCUUGAAGAAUCCAAGAAAGCAAGCUUUUGAAGAAUGGUGAUCCCAACCCUGGAAGGCUGCAAGAAGAGGAAGCGGAGGCCCAAAGUGUACGACUUCCAUUCAUUCGGCGAACCCGGUAGCCCGAUUGAAGCAUUGGGUCCAUUCCGCGACAACAUUCGUCUCUUACUUCAACAAUGCGCAGAGCUUGAGAGUUACAGUCUUCAUGGCCGCAUGCCCAUCUGGUCCACUCUUCUUGUUCACGACCACCGCAGCGGCCUUGUUCUUCCUCUCUACACCAUUGAAGAGAACGUUGCCCAUUCUGACAACCCUUUCUGCCAUUACUGCCGUUGCACUGGUUGGAGUAACCAUUUUGUAUCGAAGAGAAACUACCACAUGAUAAUCCCAAUGGAUGACGACUGGAAUAAGCCUUUGGAUGAUGGUGUCUUUGAUACUACAACCCAUCUCUUACAUGGGUUGAUUCACUGUAAUGGGUUUGCUCAUUUGCUCUGCAUCAAUGGACUUGAAGGUGGUUCUAAGCAUCUUUGUGGCAGAGAGCUCAUGGAUCUAUGGGACCGGAUCUGCAGUAAUCUUCGAACUAGGAAAAUCACAGUUGAAGAUGUCUCAAAGAAGCGGUCCAUGGAACUUCGCCUGCUCCAUGGAGUUGCUUAUGGGCAUCCAUGGUUUGGUAGAUGGGGUUACAAAUUUUGCCAUGGAAGCUUUGGGGUCAAAGAGCACAUGUAUGGAAGAGCACUUGAGACUCUCAGCUCACUAGAACUUAAAAAGAUAAUCCAAGAUUUUAGGGACAUGGACCAGUAUGAAGAGCUGAAGAAAAUUGUUCGUUACUACGGAUAUCUGAGUGAGACACAGUUGAUUACUAUCAAGGAUCUUCUCAGGUUUAUGCUUACUAUCAGGGCUUGCUUUCCAGCACAUAGAAACUCCCUACUUCCUAGCGAAAAACCUGCAGAUGUGGUGGAGAAUGCAAAACCUGUAACCAGAGAAUCUCUCAAGAUCAAGCCUCCGAUAAAGGAAAAGUCUACAAAUUGUAGGAAGUUUGCCGCUGUUGUUUCUCACAUGGAUAGCAGAUGGCCUGCCAGAAGGCUAGAGUCUGCAGCAGAUGUCGUUGUGAAUGCAUUGAUAGAAAAGAAAGAGAAGGAUUCUAAAAAUGGUGGGAUGGCCCGGCAGGAUGUGCGAGAUGCGGCUAGGUUACAUAUUGGAGAUACAGGUUUAUUGGAUUACGUGCUGAAAUCACUGAACAAUGUGGUUGUUGGGAAUCACAUUGUGUGCCGUUCAAUGAAUCCAACAACUCAUAUUUUGGAAUAUACGGUUCAUGAUCUUGAUGAUGGGGAGAAAGUGUCUGAACCUGAAAAAGAGAUCGUUUUUUCCCUACCCCCUCUACCAGCAGCUAUUGUUCCUCGAAUUGAUGUGUACAGUGAUGUUCUAUAUCUGUAUGAGCAUGUACUGCUGGGGUAUCCAGAAUCUGAAUUGGUAGAGUUGGCUACGCGAGCAGUAUUGGACACUAAACACUUUGUUAAGGAAUGUUCAUUUAAAGAUGAUAAAGAGAAUUUACUGACACUGUUUUGCCAAAUCUUGCCAACUUUGACUGAUAAGGAAAUGGAACAGAGGGAGUUGCCUCCAGGUGAGAUAGUGACAGUGCCGCUGAAUGCAACUGUUGGGGAGCUAAAGCAUGAAGCUGAAAGUGCACUGAGGGAUACAUACUGUAUCACAGAACGGUUUGUAGUGAGGGAAAUCAAAGGCCUGGAGGAAUCAGAUGAUAUGGAUGUACUUUCUGGAGCAGUUCAAUCAGGAACAGAGGUUGGAGUGAGAGGGAGUGGGAUCAAUUUAGACACACCUUUGAGGUACCAAGGGGGAUCUGACACUUGGACAGUGAGAUGUGAAUGUGGGGCUACUGAUGAUGAUGGUGAAAGGAUGGUGGCCUGUGAUAUAUGUGAAGUGUGGCAGCAUACACGCUGUUGUGGAAUGGAGGAUGCCAAUGAAGUCCCACGUUUGUUCAUUUGCUCAACAUGUUAUGUUACACUUGUUCCCCCUAAAACUGAACCUGCACCUGGAUUUGACUGCUCCACUGCUUUUCUGGAAUGGAGACACUAAGAAUGGAACAGGGUUUAGGUUCUAAUAUACCCGUUGGAAUUCUGCUGCAGACUUUUGCACACCGACUGAGAUAUUUGUGCUGGUAACAAUGACUGUUGCACUGUAUAUGCAUAGAUGAUACAUUUUGUGUCUUCAAUAGUGUAGAUAAGUGAAUGUCAUGCUGAAUAGCUCAUUCUU